AUGAAUGAGCCGCGGUUGAGAUGCACGGAGCUGGAUGAGAAUGGAAAUGUGACGCUUGUUAGUGGGGAGUUUAAGAAGAGUGAAUUGACUGCUAAGUACGGCCUGCUUCCCCGCGAUCUUCGUAAGAUCGACUCCUCCGUCCUUCCACAUAUUCUUGUCCGCCACAGUGCUAUUUUAAUCAGCCUUCUACAUCUCCGGGUUCUGAUAAAGUCAGACCGGGUUUUGGUAUUUGAUGCGUACGGCUCGACUGACUCGUACACACAAUCGGUAUUCAUGUAUGAUCUGGAAGGCAAACUACGUCAGAAAGAGGCGACAGGCCGGCAGUUCUCACCUGGCGCUCUUCCAUACGAAUUCCGCGCUCUGGAAGCGGUUCUGGUCAGCGUGACCACUGGACUUGAGGCUGAGUUUGAAGGAGUAAGGGAGCCUGUUGUGCGUGUUCUUCGGGCUCUGGAAGAGGAUAUAGACAGAGACAAGUUACGGCGCCUCUUGAUAUACUCCAAGAGGUUGGGCACGUUCGAGCAGAAAGCUAGACUAGUGCGCGAUGCGAUUGAGGAUCUGCUGGAAGCUGAUGAUGACUUGACGGCAAUGUAUUUAUCAGAAAAAGCGCAAGGCGUGCAUAGGCAGGAGGUCGAUCAUCAAGAGAUUGAAAUGCUGCUUGAGUCCUAUCACAAAGUCUGCGAUGAAAUCGUUCAGGCCAGUGGAAAUCUAGUUACCAACAUUCGAAACACGGAGGAAAUUGUGAAAGCAAUCCUCGACGCCAACCGCAACUCCCUCAUGCUCCUCGAUCUCAAAUUUAGCAUCGGCACCCUCGGCUUAGCAGCCGGAACCCUUUGCUCCGCACUCUAUGGCAUGAACUUAAAAAACUUCCUAGAAGAAUCCGACAUAGGUUUCACCGCCGUGUCCGGUGUCUGCUUCGCCUUUACCGCCUUCGUGUGCGCAUAUGGGCUCAUGAAACUACGGAAAGUGCAGCGUGUACGGAUGUGGGGGGAGGCAGGGUUGCAUGACCGUAGUAUUGGUGCCCUGGGGCUCAGGAGUGAUAGGCGUGCGGCUAAUCGGACUGAUUGGCGUUCUGAUUUUGUUGGCCCCCUCUGGACGGGGUUGGCUGGUGAGACUCGUGUGGAGAGGUUGAAGAGACUUCGACAGAGGGUUGCUGCUUCUGCGCCUGCUUCGGUGACUCCUCCGAUUGCGAAGAAUGCUCAUGGUUUUGAGAAACAAUACAAAGUGCAGCGGCAGCGGCAGCGGCUACAGCAGCAGCAUCAGCAUCCGCAGUUGACGGACCAUGAUGGAGUUGAUACCAGCAGCGCGGAACCAGAGCUGGCAAGUACAGCCAUCAGCUCUGCCUCUCGAUUGUAA
Messenger RNA from Histoplasma mississippiense, 1353 nucleotides. Its product is annotated as inner membrane magnesium transporter MRS2, mitochondrial precursor. Gene Ontology annotation, molecular function: magnesium ion transmembrane transporter activity. Bases 1 to 1353 code for a protein of 450 amino acids. The record is from RefSeq and is a predicted model, not a curated record. NCBI's taxonomy places the organism in Eukaryota, Fungi, Ascomycota, Eurotiomycetes, Onygenales, Ajellomycetaceae. Gene Ontology annotation, cellular component: mitochondrial inner membrane. The transcript is spliced from 3 exons. Gene Ontology annotation, biological process: mitochondrial magnesium ion transmembrane transport.